Molecule: messenger RNA, 945 nt
Organism: Aspergillus clavatus NRRL 1
Lineage: Eukaryota; Fungi; Ascomycota; Eurotiomycetes; Eurotiales; Aspergillaceae
Product: alpha/beta hydrolase family esterase
Exons: 2
Coding region: 1-945 (314 amino acids)
Molecular function (GO): feruloyl esterase activity
Source: RefSeq, a predicted model, not a curated record
AUGAAGGUCUACUUCAUUGGUAUCCUACCACUCGUUCCUGGCCUCGUCCAAGCCGCUGGCUCUGCGGGCUGUGAGAAGCCGUUACCCAAGCAUCACGGUGCUGGAGGGAGUUAUCCAACAGAUUUUACCACAUCUGAUGGCACAAAGCGAUCCUAUAUCAUCCAUAUACCGUCCAGCUAUGACGUGAACCAAGCAGCACCACUCAUUUUCUCUUUUCACGGGAGGUCGAAAACCGCAGAAAACCAGGAGGCUCUCUCGCAGUUCAGCAAUGAAGAGUGGAAUCCGAAUGCGAUCGCAGUUUAUCCUCAGGGACUAGAUAAACAAUGGCAAGGGGAUCCAGCCUCUUCCGGAGUCGACGACAUCGCAUUCACCAUGGAGAUGCUCGACCACUUCGAGCAGAGAUACUGCAUCGAUUCAUCGCGCGUAUACGCCGCCGGUAAAUCGAACGGCGGAGGCUUCACGGACCUUCUCGCCUGCGACGCAACCGCCUCCCGGCGCAUUGCGGCAUUCGCCCCUGUCUCGGGAGCCUACUAUCAGGAUGUAUCCGAAGACGCCUGCGAUGCGGAAACCGUGCCCAUCGACUGCAGUCCAGGACGGAACCCUAUCCCCGUCAUCGAGUUCCACGGCACUGCCGAUAAAACGAUCCCAUACGCUGGAGGCGGGAGGCGUGGGGAAUGUCUACCCUCUGUACCACAUUUUGUCCGAGAGUGGUCAAAGAGGGAUGGCUUCGGCCUGCAGAAUAAGACGACGAACUUCUAUGAUGGCAACGUCCAGAAAUACCAGUACGGCCGUGGCAAUGCCUUGGGCACUGUGACCCAUUAUCGGAUCAAGGGGCUGGGUCAUGAUUGGCCUAGCGUCGCGCCGAACAGUGACAAUCCGGAUGGAACCUACCUCAAUGCGACACCCAUCAUCAUGGACUUCUUCGGUCGCUGGACAUUGCCGUAG